GAUUCAAUGUUUAUUGAUUCAGAGGUGUAUUUGCACAGGCUAGGUAACAUCUGCAAAAUUAAUACCUUAUUAUGUGUAUUACCUGUAAUUUCUUACCAGGAAGUUAUUUAUUCCGUACAGAAUAAAGCCUUAAAUCGGGUUUCGUUUUAAUGGGAUAAUUCUUUAGUGAAAGAUUUACAAGUCCAACUUGAAUGAUGACAGCGAAGAUUCAACUGGUUGCUGCAUUCGACUUAGGGACCACGUACAGCGGUUAUGCGUUUUCCUUUCAAUGUGAGCGGCUCAAAGUGCAGACAAACAGGAGUUGGCAUUCCGAAAAUCUCAUCUCUCAUAAGACCCCAACAAGCGUGCUUUUAAACCCAAAGGGCGAGUUUGACUCUUUUGGUUUUAAAGCUGAGGACAGCUAUGCGAGUAAAGCCGAAGACAAUGAACACGAAGGAUGGCGAUUGUUCAGGCGUUUUAAGAUGGUUUUACACAACAACAAGCACCUUUCCAGAGCCACAUCUGUUGAUGAUAUAGAAGGCAACUCUCAUCGAGCCCUACCAAUCUUCUCCAUGGCGAUUAGGUUUCUACAUAAACAUCUCCUGCAGGCGGUAGAAAACCAGCCAGUGGAGCUUUUAGAGGAAGAAAUUUCCUACGUCAUUACAGUGCCCGCUAUCUGGGAUGAUAGUGCCAAGGCGUUUAUGAGAACGGCUGCUAGAGAGGCUGGUCUCGAUGAAACCCGAGUAACACUGGCUCCCGAACCGGAAGCAGCCUCGAUCUGGUGUGAAACACUCGAUGUUGACACAAAGGCUGCGCUAGCCGAAACCGGAAAUCAGUAUAUGGUCAUUGAUUUAGGAGGUGGCAGCGCAGAUAUUUCUUUCCGGGAGAAGAAAGGGAUCGGCACUCUGAAGGAAGUACAUCAGCCGACCGGUGGACCAUGGGGUGGCAUCUAUGUUGACGCAAACUAUCUCAAAUUCUUGGAACACAUUUUCGGAGAGCAGACCAUAACUACACUAAAGAACGAGGGAAUGGCCGACUACUUUGAUUUUAUUAGAGAUUUUGAAACAAAGAAACGUACCUUUAGUAAACAUGCAAAAGGCAAAAUUGUGUUCAAAAUAUCUGCUAACACUAGGGAUCUUUCCAAGAAGUUCACAGGACAAAAUCUAGAGCAGAGGAUAUGCAGCCUUGGAUUUGGUGAGUCAGUUAUUGUGAAAAGAGACAAGUUGCAAGUUGAAUCUGACAUCGUCCGUACUUGGUUUGACGAUCCUAUAGACAAUCUUAUUGGUCACUUAAUGAGUCUUCUCAAGAACCGCAAGUUGGGAGCUGUGCAGACCGUCGUGCUUGUUGGUGGUUUCGGUGGUAGCGCGUACGUUCAGGAGAGACUAAGGGCUGCGUUCCCAGACAAGCGUCUGAUUCUCCCUGAUGAGGCUGAGCUCGCCGUGCUGAAAGGGGCUGUCAUAUUUGGCUACAAUCCAUUGGUUGUGGUAGAAAAAGAAAAAACUGAUUCCACUCUCCUCGUUGCUGCGUUCGACUUUGGGACAACGUACAGCGGUUAUGCGUUUUCCUUCAAAAAUGACCCGCUCAAAGCGCAGACCAACCAUACUUGGAGUUCAAGAGCAGCAGGACAAUUUAUCUCACUGAAGACGUCAACAAGCGUGCUUUUAAAUCCUGAGGGCGAGUUUGACUCGUUUGGCUUUGAAGCUGAAGACAACUAUGCGAGUAAAGCGGAAAAUGACGAACACGAAGGAUGGAGAUUGUUCCGGCGUUUUAAAAUGUUUUUACAAAACAAGGUGCUUUUCAGAGACACAACGGUGGAGGACAUUGAAGGCAACUCUCAUGAAGUUCUACCAAUCAUCGCCAUGUCGAUCAAGUUUCUACACAAACAUCUCCUGAAGGCGGUAGCAAACCAGAUGAUUGGUUUGCUAGAGGAGGAAAUUUCCUACGUCAUCACGGUGCCCGCCAUCUGGAAUGACGAGGAAAAGGAGUUAAUGAGAACGGUUGCCGAAGAGGCUGGUCUCGAAGGAACUCGAGUAACACUUGCACUUGAGCCGGAAGCUGCCUCGAUCUGGUGUGAGACACUCGAUGUUGACACAAGGGCUGCGCUGGCCGGAGCUGGAACUCAGUAUAUGGUCAUUGAUCUAGGAGGUGGCACCGCUGACAUUUCUAUCCAUGAGAAGAACCAGGACGGCACUCUGAAGGAAAUACAUCAGCCGACCGGUGGACCAUGGGGUGGCAUCUAUGUUGACGCCAACUAUCUCAAAUUCUUGGAAAACAUUUUUGGAAAACAGGCUAUAACUGCACUAAAGACCGAGGACAUGGCCGAUUACUUUGACAUUAUCAGGGAAUUUGAAAUAAAGAAAAAAACAUUAAACAAACAGAUAAAAGGCAAAUUUACGUUCAAAAUAUCUUCAACCACUAAGAAGCUUUCCAAAAAGCUGACAGGCCAGAAUCUAGAGCAGAGGUUAGGCAGCCUUGGAUAUGGUGAGUCAGUUAUUGUAAAAAGAGACAAAUUGCGAGUUGAACCUGAAAUCGUUCGUACAUGGUUUGACGGUCCUAUAGAUAAUAUUAUUGGUCAUGUUCAGAACCUUCUCAGGGAGUCCACGCUGAGAGCGGUGCAGACCGUUGUGCUGGUUGGUGGUUUUGGAGAGAGCGCGUACGUCCAAGAGAGGAUGAGGGCUGCGAUCCCAGACAAGCGUCUGAUUGUCCCUGCUGAGGCGGAUCUCGCCGUGCUGAAAGGAGCCGUCAGGUUUGGACACAACCCAGCGAUCAUCACAUCAAGGGUCAUGAAAUACACGUACGGAGUUGAGGCAAACUGUCAAUAUGAUGAGAAAAUUCACAGUGAAGACGUAAGAUACUUAGAUAAAGACGGAAAAUGGCGUGUCCAUGAAGCCUUCGAUGUAUUCGUUCGCGUAAACGAAAAUGUUCCCGUUGACCACCAAAUUACCAGGAAAUACACACCUAAUGGAUAUAACUCAUCUACACCCAUCUACCGGACGAUAGCAGAAAACCCCGUGUACGUGACCGACCCCGGCUGUGUGCUACUCUAUACAGUGGUGGUAGAGCUACCCCGGGACAUCCCUCUCUCUGAGCUUAGUUUCGAUACAACAUUCAUGUUUGGCGGUACGAAGCUUGUGGUGAAAAAACGUGUGAGAGAGACCGGAGAAGAGCUGAUCUUGAAACUUAAUUGUCUUAAAUAAGCUACAACGCACACCAAGAAUUUACUAUAUGGACUUGAAAACACAAUGAGCGCAAACAUAUUAUCGAAAUAGAUUAUUCUCUUUUUGUCUGGGCAUACAGUUAUAUUAACUUAAAACGAAACGACGUUAUAGUGCUGAUCGUGUGAGAAAAACGGACAGGAGAAUAUCUUAAAGUUUAUUUGCUAUAAAUAGGCUACAACUGACCCCAAGAACCUGUGAUGUGAACCUGCGAAAUACAACGACAUAUACAUAUCUUAUUAACAAGUCUUGAUUCCUUUCGAUCCGAUUAUGUUUAAAUGCAUGUAUUUGGAAACGACUAGAUGCUGGCGUUACUAACAUUAUGAAACUAAAUUACCUUCUAUGAUUUUAAUCAUGUCUAUAUAGUCAUAUAUAAUGUAUACUUAUGUCUAUUUUUUGGUAUGGGUGACGUUUAACUGUGUGUCUGCAAAAAGCAAGCAUAUUAUGAUAACAUUAUAUCCACAAAACGAAAAACAUUAUAAUUACAUAUGAUUUUAUAGAUCAUCAGGGUUAAGACGUAUCCACUGCCUGGUGACCUUUAAAACAGAAUUUCACAAAUAAACGAGAAAACUAGAGAAUAUCGAAAUCGUUUGACGUAAAGUAAUGUUCAGCUUAUUCCUCUUUGGGUUCUAUGUAAAUUUAUGUUACUUUUCCUGCAAAUUGUAAUUGCUUGUUUUUUAUAAUUGAGAAUAAAAGUAUGUUUGGUG
Messenger RNA from Mya arenaria, 3901 nucleotides. Its product is annotated as heat shock 70 kDa protein 12A-like. Bases 192 to 3176 code for a protein of 994 amino acids. The transcript has 8 exons. NCBI's taxonomy places the organism in Eukaryota, Metazoa, Mollusca, Bivalvia, Myida, Myidae. Gene Ontology annotation, molecular function: ATP binding; ATP-dependent protein folding chaperone. The record is from RefSeq and is a predicted model, not a curated record.